AUGUCGUAUGGUUAUGGAGGUAUUAGUGGUUGUAAUGGGCUUCUGAGUGGUGUUCUUGGAAUGGCUGGAGGUUAUGGGGGAGGAUACGGUGGAUAUGGGUACGUUUGUUUGUAUGAGCUUUGGAAAUUUUGUGAGAACUUUGAAUGUUUUUGGAGCCGUGGAACUUUGUGAGGUUUGAAAUUUUGAAUGGGCCUAGAAUUUUUUAAAGACUUUUUUCCAAAAUCAAAUUUUUCCAACGUCAUACCUCGCUCUGAUUGUUUUCGCGGCUCUCGAAAAUUUAAAUGUGAAUUGUUUGAAACAGUGAAAUGCGACAAAUACAACAUUUUCAGAAGAUGCGGUUCUGAUAAUAUAUUCUAUUUUUGGCGAUGUUGUGAUUACAAUCCAUAUGAAUGUUGUUUUCAAUUACACACUUGGUUCAUGUAAGUUUCAAAAGGUUUUUUGAAAAUAAAUCCUCCUAAUUUUCCGCUUUUGAAAUUGUGAGUUAUUCAAAAGUUUCUGGAAAUUCUGAAAUUCCAUUUUUACUUCAAAAUUCAACUUUCCUCCUUUAAUUUUCUGAAUAUUUUGCAGUGUGUUCAUAGUUCUAUUCCUAAUUGGUUUCUUCAUUUGUCUUUGUGCAUGUUUGGCUGGUUGUAUAUGGACAGCUCGAGCAAAAGAAUAA
Caenorhabditis angaria is the source of this 658-nucleotide messenger RNA. The record is from the annotation of a GenBank genome assembly. NCBI's taxonomy places the organism in Eukaryota, Metazoa, Nematoda, Chromadorea, Rhabditida, Rhabditidae.